ACAAAUGACAUAACUCGUGACCAACAACAGUGUACAUCAAUCAAGCUCUAGAACCAUCGUCAAAUCAUCGUGCCGUUGUACUACGCUAGCUACAGCUACUAUACAUCGUAUAGUCUCGUAUUGGAUUCAAACUAGCGAAUUGCCUCAACCGGAUUGAGUCACGCAAAUCAUAUCACUCAACGUCAGCGAUGGGCAAAGAGACUCCCCUUGUGUCAUCUCGACGUCUCUCCAACGCCGAAGGCGAUCCUGUCGCUGUUGUCCGCGUUCGAAAUCUCCAAACGACUAUCCAAGGACCCAAAGAUGCCUGGGGUCGAGGUUCUAAGCAGCAGCCUCUUCUGAUAUCCGCCGAGGUGUCACUGACGCAUGCGUUCCCCUCAUCGUCGUCAGACGACAAGGUCGCUUCCGAUACCGUUCACUAUGGGCUCCUUAGCAAAUCUAUCCUCAGCACACUGGAGAAGUUGCCCAGGUCAGCUUUGUCGUUGAGCGAUGUGCUCAACAGGCUCUGGGUUGACCUUACUGGUUUCCAGUACACUGGCGUGAAGGAGCCUUCCGCACAAAACAGAAAGGCUUUCCUCGAUAUGAGCCUUAUCCGAAGGCUUUCAGUCUCACUCGUUCUGCCCAAGGCCUCGUUGAUGGGAAGUGCAAUCCGACUCUCGGGAUCGUGUCUCUUCGCCGACUCAGCCAUCACCGCGCGAAGUCUGGAGCUGGGUCUGGAAGGGAUCAGAGUGCCAACACUCAUCGGUGUCAACAGCAAUGAGCGAAACGCUAAGCAAGUCGUCAUCACAAACAUCCGCAUCGAUGAAUACCAAACCGCACACGAUGACUAUGCUGUAAUUGAGAGUACCAUUGUUGAUGCCAUGUCAGAAUCGUCAUUUGAAACUCUGGAGGCUUUGGCAGCAAGCCUGGCUUUCCAUAUUGCCCGGGAACUCAGGACCAAGCGUGACGAUUUCUACGGACAAAUCAUUCGCAUUGGACUCGAGAAGCCAACAGCCGUGCCUCUGGCCGAGGCUGCCUGUGUAGAGCUCACGGUCAGAACCGAAGAUGUCAAGAUCGAGGUCUCUAAGACGAAAGAUGUUAGGUUUGAUGAUACUAGAAACCAGAUUGCGCACUCGAAUGACAAGAAGUCGUAGUGCACUUGGGCUUAGGUAGAAGUGUGAUACGGGGAGUAAAAAGUCGGUCGCAUGUGCCUAUAUGGCUUCUUGGAUGUAUUAUUCCUUUUUCAGCUGCUCAAGUUCGCUUUCGACAGCCUGCAUAU
Molecule: messenger RNA, 1255 nt
Organism: Fusarium oxysporum Fo47
Lineage: Eukaryota; Fungi; Ascomycota; Sordariomycetes; Hypocreales; Nectriaceae
Product: dihydroneopterin aldolase family protein
Exons: 2
Coding region: 189-1130 (313 amino acids)
Biological process (GO): folic acid-containing compound metabolic process
Molecular function (GO): dihydroneopterin aldolase activity
Source: RefSeq, a predicted model, not a curated record